Messenger RNA from Arabis nemorensis, 891 nucleotides. NCBI's taxonomy places the organism in Eukaryota, Viridiplantae, Streptophyta, Magnoliopsida, Brassicales, Brassicaceae. The record is from the annotation of a GenBank genome assembly.
AUGGGAAGGUCACCAUGUUGUGAGAAAGCUCACACAAACAAAGGAGCAUGGACGAAAGAAGAAGACGAGAGGCUCGUAGCUUACAUUAAAGCUCAUGGAGAAGGAUGCUGGAGAUCUCUCCCCAAAGCCGCCGGUCUUCUCCGGUGUGGCAAAAGCUGCCGUCUCCGGUGGAUCAACUAUCUCCGGCCUGACCUUAAACGUGGAAACUUCACCGAGGAAGAAGAUGAGCUCAUCAUCAAGCUCCAUAGCCUUCUUGGCAAUAAAUGGUCACUUAUUGCCGGGAGAUUACCGGGAAGAACAGAUAACGAGAUCAAGAACUAUUGGAACACGCAUAUUCGAAGAAAGCUUAUAAACAGAGGGAUUGAUCCAACGACUCAUAGACCGAUCCAAGAAUCAUCAGCUUCUCAAGAUUCUAAACCCACACAACUAGAGCCAAUUACGAGUAACACCAUUAAUAUCUCCUUCACUUCUUCCGCUUCUACUCCAAAGGUCGAGACUUUCCAAGAAAGGAUAAGUUUUCCGGGAAAACCAGAGAAAAUCUCAAUGCUUACGUUCAAAGAAGAAAAAAAUGAGUCUCUAGUUGAAGAAAAGUUUACAGAUUUGAAUCUUGAGCUCAGAAUCAGUCUUCCUGAUGUUGUUGAUCGUUGUCAUCAAGGCUUGGUGGGAGAGGGAAAGUCAAAAACGUCGCGUUGUUUCAAGUGCAGCUUAGGGAUGAUAAACGGCAUGGAGUGCAGAUGCGGAAGAAUAAGAUGCGAUGUAGUUGGACUUGGAGGUAGCAACGGCAGUAACAAAGGGAGUGACAAUAUUAUAAGCAAUGGAUUUGAUUUUUUAGGGUUAUCAAAGAAAGAGACCACUUCUCUUUUGGGUUUUAGAAGCUUGGAGAUGAAAUAA